Messenger RNA from Neodiprion virginianus, 3147 nucleotides. RefSeq lists its product as uncharacterized. Bases 1 to 3147 code for a protein of 1048 amino acids. The transcript has a single exon. The record is from RefSeq and is a predicted model, not a curated record. Lineage: Eukaryota; Metazoa; Arthropoda; Insecta; Hymenoptera; Diprionidae. Gene Ontology annotation, molecular function: catalytic activity.
AUGCAUGACGUGGGAAGGGCGAGUGGUGGACUCUUAAUGGGCAUCAACAAAGCUUUCAAACACGAAGCUCUAGAAACAACUCCUUGGUGGAUUAUUGUCAGGGUAUCUCUGGAGAACUGGAGCUUUAUCCUAUGCAAUUUUUACUUUAGUCCGUCUCUGCCACUUCAGCAUCUUUUGGAUAUUCUUCAGUUGACCAUAAAUGACAUACGAAUGACUUAUCGCGAUGAGCUAUUAGUGAUGGGAGGUGACUUUAACGCCCGUGUAGGAUCCCAGGGCUCAGUUCAUGAAGAUGCCCUUCUAGGCUCUUCGUUACACUCAACUCGUUCAUCAUUAGACACCACUCACACGGCCAGGGGCUCACAACUCAUAAACUUCGGCGACAUCAAUGGACUCAUCCUGCUAAACGGGAGAACCCCUAGCAAUCACCCCGCCCAGCACACCUUCUGUUCCUCCUCUGGUAAGUCAGUCAUAGAUCUGGUAUGGGUUGAUCUCGCGGGUGCAAAUCUUAUAGACGACCUGCAGACUAUGUCCGAAGCUACCACAUCAGAUCAUUUCCCAGUUGCAGCAACACUAAACUUUCCCAUAAAGACGCCAACCUCUCCUUACUCCUCUGACUCUAUCCCCUCCUCCGUUAAGCUGAGAUGGAACUCACCAGCACAGGAAUCCUACACAAACGCCAUGCUACUGUCUCAACACUUGGGGAUCUCAUCUGAGACCUCUACGAUUGACUCUCUACACACAAACCUCGUCUCGGCAAUCAUAGAGGCCUCCAAAGAGGCAGGAAUGUUAACGCAAAACACGCAAAACACUGUACAAUUAACCACUCACAAACCGUGGUUUGACAAAGACUGUCGAGACGCUAGGAAAAAGCUACAUCAAACUCUAAAGCUGGCCAGAGCUGCCAAAUUUAAUUUAUCAGAAACUGAAGAAUAUUUAAACCAAAAAAAGAGUUACAAGGAGCUAAUCUCCACCAAGCUCAACUCCUACAGGCUCACAGUUGUCCAGAGAUUUGCUGACAUUAGUAAUACCACACAAUUUUGGCGCACAUAUAACAGCUUCAAAAAGCACUCCCACUCGCCCUCUCUACCUCUUGCCACCUGGAGCGAAUUUUAUAAAAAUGUAUUCCCGCCUAGAAUUAUAGACAACACUACCUAUUUCGGAGUCUCAGACCCCAUACUAGACACAUCAAUCACGUACGAUGAGAUUCGCAGGUCAAUUAAUGGCAUGAAAAAUGGUAAGGCACCAGGUCCAGACGCAAUCACGGGUGAAUUCAUAAAAAAUUUGCCUUCAAACUGUCUUCUCUACAUACAAUCGAUGUUCAUUGAGAUCCUCGAUACUGAGCACAUUCCCAGUGACUGGGCUCAAGUUGCUAUGUUCAUGUUAUUCAAAAAAGGAGACCAGUCGGACCCCGGUAAUUACCGAGGUUUGGCUAUGAUAAAUGUUCUAACAAAAGUUUUCACUACGAUCUUGAAAAACAGGCUAAUAAAAUGGAUUGAUCUGACUGGUGCCUUGCCCGAGGAACAGGCAGGUUUCACAGCCAAAAAAGGCUGCAUUGACAAUAUUUUCUCGCUAUUGGCUGCCCUUCAAAUAGGACUGAGAAACAAAAAGAGCCGCCUAUACGGCCUCUUCGUUGAUUUUAGGAGAGCCUUCGACUCCGUGCCACACAGCGCCCUCUGGAGGAAACUCUUCCUCUUGGGUGUCAGUCCAAAAAUGAUAAGAAUCCUGAAGUGCUUGUACGACCAAGCAGAAUUACGUGUUAGAUCGGAAGGCCGCCUCUCGGGGGUGUUUGAGGUCACGGAGGGGGUUCUACAGGGAGAAAUACUCAGUCCUAUUUUAUUUAUUCUAUAUUUGCACGACAUAGUAGAUUUCUUUAGGUCUAAAGGUGCACAAGGCAUCCAAAUCAAUAAUGUAUAUGACUUAAUAAUGCUACUGUACGCUGAUGACCUGGUCAUACUUGCUAGAACAUUCUCUACUCUCAGGAAAUCCCUCAGAAUUCUUGAGGAAUAUUGUGCGUGUAAUAAACUCACUGUAAACAUGGAUAGAACCAAGAUCAUACACUUUAGGAAAGGUGGCCCAAGGGAAAGAAGGAGUCUCUUUUACAACGGUCAACCAAUUGAAUGGGCAGACGAGUACGUAUACUUGGGAGUGCCGUUUACAAGCUCCACGCUGGGACUUUCGGCGGCUAAAUCAGCUUCACAAAAAGCACAUUCCGCCGCCGGGGCAGCGCUCUCGACGCUUGCUAGUAUCAAAGCCGAGUCUUGGCAUGGUAUCACAAAGAUUUACGAAGCCACUGUAGCUAGCACGCUCCUAUAUGCCUCUCAUAUUUGGGGCUUGCGACACCUAGACACACUUGAAAAGUCCCAACUAAGUUUUUACAAGAGACUCCUCCUUCUCCCAAGCGGUACCCCCAGUGCACCACUAAAACAUGAGCUCAAUUUAUCCUAUGUAAAGACCGGGGUGCUGAGAUCGGCACUAGGAUGGAUCGCAAGGAUUCUUGAGAUGGACGAACAUCGCAUUCCUAAAAUUUGCUUCAGCAGACUUGUAAUUUUAGCAAACAGCUUAUCCACCGAUCCCAGUUACAACUGGAUCUUGCAGAUUGAACCCUUGCUGGAACUCGGUAAUGCUCCACCAACAAUCUGGUUCAGCUCAUCCAGUGCUCAUUGGAAAAGACUGACCUCCAAAAUCCUGAGCUCAUUCUCUGCCAAUCUCAGGCGCCUUGAUCUAGCUGCCAUCACAGAAAAAACUCCUUGUCAAGUGGCAAUUCCCCGUCAUCUAAAUUCGCCUAUCGCAUCAUAUCUCAAAGAAAACCCUGUUCAUAUGGCCAGAGUACUCGCACAGGCAAGACUUGCCAACAAUCACUACUUCAGCUUUAGUUUUAAACGCAUGUAUUACGGUAUAAACCCGCAACUUCUAUGUUCAAUUUGUAACCUACAAGAAAACGAGAACCUGGCGCAUAUCUUUCUAAGGUGUCCAGUCUACAGACCCUACAGAGAACACUUCAUCGCUCCAUUAUACCCUACUCACGCUACUGAUGAUGUCUCCCUGCUCCUCAACAUCCUAAAUGACCUUAGACCCGUGACAGUAAAAGCCGUUUACUUAUUUCUAGCACGCUCGAUGAACCUCAGAGCGUUUUGCUUAAAUGACUAA